Messenger RNA from Lagopus muta (rock ptarmigan), 4667 nucleotides. It is a transcript of the gene SLC49A3, whose product is annotated as solute carrier family 49 member 3. Gene Ontology annotation, biological process: transmembrane transport. The record is from RefSeq and is a predicted model, not a curated record. Gene Ontology annotation, molecular function: transmembrane transporter activity. Lineage: Eukaryota; Metazoa; Chordata; Aves; Galliformes; Phasianidae. The coding region runs from base 3311 to 4537 and encodes 408 amino acids. Gene Ontology annotation, cellular component: membrane. The transcript is spliced from 10 exons.
GUGUUUGCUGCAAAUACAGAAUGGUAAAGGAGAGAUUUUGCAGCAGGCUAAGGAUGACAGAGCUGUGAGGGGCCUAAAGCACAAGUCUUACAGAGAGCAGCUGUGGGAACUGGUACUGUUCAGUCUGGAGAAAAGGCAGCUGAGGGGAGACUAUCACUCUCUACAACUGCCUGAAAGGAGGUUGUGAUGAGGUGGGGUUCAGCCUCUUCUCCCACAUGACAGUGAUGGGACGAGAGGGAAUGGCUUCAAGUUGUGCCAGUGGAGGUUCAGGUUGAAUAUAAGGAAGCAUUUCUUCUCAGAAAGAGUGGUGAUGCAGUGGCACAGGCUGCCCAGGGAGGGCAGUCCCUAGAGGUAUUCAGGAACCGUGUGGAUGUGGCACUAAGGGACGUAGUUUAAUGGGCAUGGGCUGACAGCUGAACCUGCUGGUCCUAGAGAUCCUUUCCAACUUGAAGCAGAAUGGUGUGGGAACUUAUAAUUGCCCAUAGAUACUUAAUUCUGAAAGGCCUAAAGAAGGGAUGCUAGAUCACACCUAUUUGUUGAGCACAUUAAAUUGUUAUCAAGGUAAAUAUUGCCUUGUUUCCCCAUACCAAGUUGGAUGCCCAAAUCUUCACUCACCAAUUAAUUGAGGACGUUAUUGAUAAUUAAUCAGGCAGUGUAGAUUUAUGUACUUGAGGAUUACUAUGCCAUGAGUGCAUGCUGUCUGGCAGCCAAGGUUGGGCAUGUUCAUUUAUGGGAAGGAAGAAUGUGUCUUCCAUGAUGCAGAAGUGCUGUAGCGGAGAAAUGAAAAAAUACAGUGAGAAUCUGGCUGUAUGCUGAAACAUCGGAAAGCUCAGAUACCUUCUUUAGGCAAAAUCUCUGUAUCCUCUAAGGGUGCGAUAAGUUGUCCUGCAGAAAAUCAAUUUGAAGCUCUGUUGUUUGCUUGCAGUUAGGUCGGCACAGCACAAGUGCAUCAUGUAACAGGAAAGCACCACUGUUAGCCUGGAUGCCUGUCCUGGCUAGGAGUGGGAGUGACAACAUAGGGAAAGGAUGCUGUACAAAGCUGUUACAGGCCCUCAUGGAAGACUUGAACUUUGCAAAUAGUUAAUAAUGAAACUGAAGAGAUACUUGAAAUGGUCCUUCAGAUACACCUGCAAGUGAACCUAUGUCUUGGGUCAUGCUGCUGGAAGGAGGGUACUGUUGUCUGCCUGCUCAGUCUUGUGCCAACUUCCUGAUUGUCAGUAGCCUUAUUUUACCACAGUAGCAACUUGGGCCAGAACUUCCCCACAUCAAAACUGUAUGCUUAAUAGACAUCCUCCAGUACCAAUACUGUUUAGUAAGCCUCUGCACAUCUGUGGAAUUCACAAAUAUGCUGACACAGAAAGUUGUGACCAAAUGUUUUCUGAUGCAGAUGUUCCUCCCAAAUAUUACAGGGGAAAAUCACAUCAGAACUGAGGGAGUGGUUGAAAGGCCAUGAAAUCAACUUGGCUGGUUUCUGUUUAAAAGUUCCAGAUGGAAAGAUUAGCUUACCAGUUCUGUGGCAUGAAAAUUGCCAUGCAAGUUGAGAUGUGUCCUUAAUUCCUGCUCAGGUGCUGCAUGCAGUACUUUGUGGUGGGUAUUCCUGUGUCGGUGUGUCUGCAAAAUGCAAAUGGUGAGCACACCCAACUUCUGAGCUCUCUUAUUUGGAGAGAGCAGGUCACCUCAUAGGGUGGACUGAGCUUCUGUCAUGACACCUUGUAUCCUCCUCUUAGUCAUGCACACAUGCAGCUUUCCUUUUUAGUGGCCUCUGGUGUCAGUGAAAGUGACAGAGAGCAGGCAGCCCUGAGAGAGGAGGAUUGUUGUCAGUGUCACGAGGACAAUGUAGGAGCAAUUUGUCUGCAGGAAAGCACGCCCAGUCAUGCAGCAAGGACAGGCUGAGAUAUAAAUGUUUCUUUGUUCAUUCUGUUUUAAAAUUCUGAUUGAGUGAAGCUGGGCCUGACUGUGUGAUGAUGAAAAGGAAAGUACCUCUGCUCUACAUCACCUUGUAAAAUUCUUUCUCUAUGAGAGGGAAUAUGAGGGUAGAUAAGGAAAGCUUUUACACCAGAGAGAAGCUGUCUUUUCCUUGAACAUCUGUUACUGACAUGGAUUUAAGAGACACUGUCUGUAACUGUUCCGUGAAGUGACUACUGUCUUGCUGGAGCUUGGUUCUCAUAUCUCUAAAUACUGCUGUUCUGGACACUGCUAGCUGAAAACAGUGUAAGAAAUCCUUGCAUCAUUUUUAAAAAGUCCUUAAGUAGGCAUCAUCUACUUCAUGCAGUUUCUGCCUGAAGUCCUGGGCUAUGUGGCACUUCUGACCACAUCUGGGCUAAGCUUAGGUGAUUGCUCCCCAGAUGUCUCAUGCCACCUCUUUUGAGUAAGAGGUGACAUUAUUAUGUGGAUGCACUCCAUGUUUGUUUUGUUAAAUUGACACUGUGUUUUUGAGUGUGUGGGUGUUUAACCUAAAGCUUUGCUGUUCACUAGUACCCAGGAAGUGCUAACUGCUGAGGCAAAAGCCUCCUUUCUCUUUGCCUCCUUACUGCUGAGUUCAAAGGGUGGAAACUGCUUUGCAAGAGGAACUUCCUGCCUCAGUGGUGGGGACAGAGAAAUGCACAGCAGAAUGAGUCUGGGAGUGCUUCCUGCCCUGCUCUGUGCUUGUCAGCUUGAGUAAGGUGAAGAGGAAGGAGGAGGAAGCAGAAGGCAGAGCUGGCUCACACGUGGCUGGCUGGCUCCUGACUUGCUCUCCUGAAGGACUUGUACCACCACUUGGUGCACUUGGAGAGGAAGGAGAGCCACACAAGUGCGCUGCAGGGCUUUGUGCACACGCUCCUCACCCACACCUGUCUGUUCCAGCAGGGCCCUUAUAGAUAUGUAUUUACACGCAGCUGCUGCUGUCCAGCGCCUGCUGCUGUCCAGCGCCUGCUCCUGCCUAUCUUCCCAUGGUCUUUAAGAGGCUGAAACUGACAUCCAAGCUGUCUGUCCUUCCUUCCUGGGCUACUGCAUUAGCAUGGAUGGCAUCAGCUGAGGCCAGAGGCUAUUCGCUUCUGGUCUUGGUUUCAGUUAGCUCGAAGAAGAGAAAUCUGGUGUGUGGCUUUGGAAGAGGAGUACUGUGUGUCACAGGAGGACAUCCAACAUCACUUUCAUGGCAGCCACACUGCCUUGUCCUGGUGCAUGGGAGAGCAUGCUGAGACUGGGCGGCUGCUGCUGAAAGUGACUGCCUGAUGAUUGCUGAGCUGUGUCUGUUGUAAAGAACAAGCUAUGGCUGACAUUUGCUCCAGUGGCUGACCAGACUGCUGCCUACUUCCACAUUUCCCUGGAGAUGGUCAACUGGCUCUCAAUAGUGUACCUGCUCAUCUCAAUCCCCUUUGGUCUGGUGGCAACAUGGGUUCUUGACAGUGUGGGGCUCAGAUGUGCUGUGAUCCUGAGUGCAUGGCUGAAUAUGAUGGGUAGCAUCAUCCGGAUGUUCAGCGUCCUGAAGUUCAUGAGCUUGGGCUCCCAGAAUUACUGGUACCUGUUUGUUGGGCAGUGCCUCUGUGCAUUGGCUCAGCCUCUUGUCAUCUUUUCACCAACUAAGCUGGCAGCUUUAUGGUUCCCAGAUCACCAGAGAGCAACUGCAAAUAUGAUCUCAUCCAUGUCCAAUCCCUUGGGUAUUCUUAUAGCAAACGUUCUGUCACCUGCACUAGUUCCUGAAGGAAGGCACAUCCCAUUGAUGCUAGGUGUUUAUGCCAUUCCUGCCCUAACGGCCUGUGUUCUAGCCACUGUGGGGAUUCGUGAGAAGGUUCCUCCAACACCUCCUUCAGCCAGUGCCACUAACUCCACCUCUCAGCCUUUCUUCAUUGGGCUCAAAAUGCUCCUGAGAAACAAGCCGUACAUCAUCCUGGCAGUGUGCUUUGGAGGAGGAAUUGGGAUGUUCACCUGCUUUUCAGCUCUGCUAGAACAAAUCCUUUGUGAAAAGGGUUAUUCAAACGUAUUUGCUGGCCUGGAUGGUGCUCUGUUCACAGUGUGCGGUUUGUUGGGUGCCUUCCUGCUAGGACUGUAUGUUGACCGGACAAGGAAUUUCAUAGAGUCCACUAAAGUCUGUUUCUGUCUGAGUGCCCUUGCCAGCAUCAUUUUUGCAGUGGCUUCUCGGUUCAGACAUCAGGCCAUUGCUCUGGCCAUCUCCUGCUCAAUCUUUGGUUUCUUUGGUUUUGCCAUGUACCCUGUUGCCAUGGAGCUGGCAGUGGAGUGUUCUUAUCCUGUGGGAGAAGGCACAUCUACAGGACUGAUUUUUGUUGCAAGCCAGAUUGAAGGUGUGGUUUUUAUGAUUCUGCUGCAAGCCCUCACUGUCCGUGUUUCUAAGGACCCAUCUUCUACCUGCGCUCUUGACCAGGAUGGAGCCCUAGACUGGACAACUCCAGUCCUGUUGAUGGCAGGCCUCUGCAGUGCCAUGGCAUGUUUCUACGUCAUCUUCUUUCACACUGACUACAAGCGGCUCCAUGCUGAGACAAACAGUAGUGACACGGUCAAGGCAGAAGAUACAGGAUCAGAUGAUGUUCCUGAAGCCUAAUCCAGCUGAGGAGGGCAUACCAAGGGACCAGUCAGGGAAGGACUCAGGCCUGUGAGCAGGGUUCAGGACUGCACGUGCUCAGCUGGCAGGCGGGGAUAUGGGUCCUGCUGCAAAACAAGCACUUUGGAUU